This is a messenger RNA of Lichtheimia ornata, 273 nucleotides long. RefSeq lists its product as uncharacterized. The transcript has 2 exons. The coding region runs from base 1 to 273 and encodes 90 amino acids. The record is from RefSeq and is a predicted model, not a curated record. NCBI's taxonomy places the organism in Eukaryota, Fungi, Mucoromycota, Mucoromycetes, Mucorales, Lichtheimiaceae.
AUGUUACCAAAUAACGAAUUUCCACAACGUCCAGAAAUGACAUCCAGUACAUCUUCUACUACUGCAGAAUCAAUACUGGGUGGCAAAUUUGCACCAGCAACAGCCAACACAAACACAUUUUCGUAUCCCAAACAUUCCGUUUAUUGCGACUGUUCUGGAUCUGGUAUUGGAUGCGAGUGUGCCAGAGUCUGCCGCUGUACCGAAGUCUAUGUAGCUCAUUGUGAAUGUGGCAGAGGCUGUCAUUAUGGAUGGGAUCCAUGCAUGCUCGCCUAA